Molecule: messenger RNA, 2434 nt
Organism: Vitrella brassicaformis
Lineage: Eukaryota; Vitrellaceae
Source: the annotation of a GenBank genome assembly
AUCAAUCACAGCAGGCAUGGCAAUCAGACACAUCAGUGAGUGGAUGCACACUCAUUCCAAGUACACAUACGACACAACACGCACAUGCACGCACAUGUACAUUCAUGCACCCCUCUGUCUCCCACUCUAUCCAUACGUCCGCCCCUGCAUCACCACCAUAUCUCUUCUGCGGCGACUUCCCCAGUCGCUCUCGGAUGCGGUCGUUGAUCUUCUCCUGCCACUCGCGCUGAGCAUGCUGCCUGCGGAGGAUGGUGUUGCCGUGCAGCUGCGGGGCCCUCUUGCUGAUGUACUCCUGCAAGGUGGGCAUCUUGCUCUCCUCCUCUGCUCUGACGAUGUUGACCUGCCGCUGGAGGCACUUGGAGAAGUCGUAGUUCUCCUCACCGUCACGCUUGGGACGCCGCACAUCCCGCCGCAGUCCCUGCCGUCCACCCCCUCUGGUCUGCUGUCCGUCCUGUCCGUCCUGUUGCUGUGGGGGUUGCUCUUGUGGUGGUGCCUGCACGACCGCAGGUGGUGGGGAGGGUGAGGGUGAGGGUGGGUGAGAGGGUGGGUGGGGCUGCUGCUGGUCUCCUUGCUGUUGCUGCUGUGCGGGUGGUGGGGGUGGUGGGUUGGAAGACGAUGCCCCGGGAGGGUUCUGCCGUGGUGGUGUGGGGGAGGGCGAUGCCGUCGAUGGCGUCCGACCGAAUGUUGACGGGAAGGGGACGUUGAUCUGCACACGCUGCUCACCCAUACCGUCACGUGCCCCGCCACACCGACCCCCAUGCGCCUCUCCCACCCCUGUCCCCUGACCAUUGUGUGCCCAUGGGGCGGGUGUUGGGUUCUUCAUGCGCUCGCGUCGCUCCUUGAAGGGGAAGCGGCUCUCGUCCACGAUCACCUCCGGUGUCUCGUACACCUUCUUGGUGUCGAUGUCGAGGGCGCGAUAGGUGCCCUUCAUGCGCGGCGCCAUGCCCAGCAUCACCAUCAUCUUGCCCUUGGCCUGCAACCCCCUCCUGAUCUCCUUCCUCUGGUGCACAAACGCCGCCGAACCGAAGAGGAAGAGGCCCUUGAUGCUCGCCUUCUUGCCGUAGAGGGCGUAAUGGGGGGAGGUGGGUCUGCCGUCAGGGAGCCGUGCCGCCUUGGUCACGGUGAUGUUGUACAUCCUGACGGCAUGGUCGAGGGCGUACGGCCAGUACUCCUCAGGCAUCCCUGAGUCGGCCAUGAUGGACGUCAUCAGCGCCAUGAGUAUGCCGACCUUGUGCUCGACGACGCCGCCUUGGUUCCUGUGGUAUGGGGCGUUGAACUGCUGGCGGAUGCGGUGCUCGAUGCAGUACUGCUCCAGCUUGCCGUACCGGAACUCUUUGGCACCGUCGCUCCGCAGCGUCUUGAUCUUGCCCAUGGCCUGCUCGUAGCAGCCCACACACUCAGUGACCUUGUUGCGCGACGGGACGGCGAAGGCACAGAUGUGGCGGGUCUUGUCGUCGGUCAUGAAGAACCCCGUGUCGCCCUCGACUGACGCCACCUUCAUCGGCUUGUGGUCGAGGUGGACGAGGUCGAAGGCCUCCUUCGCCCGUGUCCCUGGCUCCCUACAGACGUUCUUGAGCCGCAUCUUGCCCGCCACGCAGCCCUCGCACACGCACCCGUCCUCUGGUGGCUUGAUGUCGGGCAUGCCGUCGACGAACUCCUGUGAUUGGGCCAGCCGUUUGUGGCCGAUAUGGCACAUCAGCCGGUGUGUCCGUUCGGUUGCCGCCACCUCCUCAGCUGUUGCCGUGGCUGCCAGCGAUGGGGUGGUCUUGGGUGGGGGUGUUUUGGAUGGGGGUGGUGUCUUGGGUGGGGGUGGGGGAGAGUUGGGGGAGGGCAUGGUGGACAGGUAGUAGAGACCGCUCUCUCUGCGCAGGGGGAUGGUCAGCUGGCCGAACUUGAUGCACGAACGGGUUCUCUGCAGAUGCGUGGUGUAGUUGUACGCUCGAUCGAGGGCUCCAGCCGGCAGCAGGUUGACGGACAAGUCGGGCACGUACAGCACAUCGUGCACUCGCAUCUCCACCACACGACCCUCUGCUGUCCACACGGACAGCUGGACAUCACCCACCCCCUCUGCCAUUGUUGUGUCCCCCGUCACCGAGCGAAUCCGGUACCGUUUGGUGGGUGUGAGGUUGAGGAAGCUGCCCUUGUCGAACAUGCAGUGCUUCUGUGCGCCCGAGUCCGCAAUGAUGCGGUUGUCCUUCUUGUCCGAGAGGGUGGCCGCCACUCGUGUCUCGAUGAUGGCGUCCUCCUCACUGCCGCCCGUCUCGUCGCUGACCUCCUCCACCCUUGCGUGCGACGCCAUGCUGAUGCCGUGGGUCUCCUCCGUGACGUACGACUCCUCGAAGACCGGCGAGUUCUCGUCCUCGAAUGUCGCGUUGGUGUGGUAUGAGCGACUCCAAGUCGACACGUGUAUGCGCAGGGGUGCGCACAGAGGCAU